GAGAUCUGGGAGGGACACAAUAUAGCUGAUUUUGUUGAUCCGGAAAUUGAGAAGAAACUGCCUGAUCUGCUAGCUGAAGAGGAGUUGCGUGAGAAGGCGGGAGAAUACGACUCUGAUUUGGAUAGCGAUGAUGAAGAAACUAAAGAAAAACUGGAACUAGCCAAGCAGAUUAGAGAGAAAGAGAAAUUGAUGGCACUAGAAAAUCACAUGAAUAAGUCAAAAGCGGAAAGCCAAGUUUCGCGAUUGAGUGUACGUAAGCAAGAAAGAUCUAUGGGUCGAUUGGAGGAGCAGAUGCAAGAACUAGGCGUAGACGUGAAUCUCAUUCCAUUUUGGAUUUCUUGC
This is a messenger RNA of Cylicocyclus nassatus, 342 nucleotides long. The record is from the annotation of a GenBank genome assembly. Lineage: Eukaryota; Metazoa; Nematoda; Chromadorea; Rhabditida; Strongylidae.